Molecule: messenger RNA, 773 nt
Organism: Pseudovirgaria hyperparasitica
Lineage: Eukaryota; Fungi; Ascomycota; Dothideomycetes; Acrospermales; Acrospermaceae
Exons: 1
Coding region: 194-601 (135 amino acids)
Source: RefSeq, a predicted model, not a curated record
GCUCCCCCCCCCCUCCCCUCGCUCAACGAUUACUCCUCCCUCCCCUCCCUCCCUCUAUCGACAACGCCCCACUUCCCCGGUUUAAUGUUCGACGAUGGUUCGAAAUGAUUGCCCUUUCCGGGAUUGUUACCACUGCCUUUUUCUCUAGACGGCCUACUUUGUCCGGCUCGUGAUAUUUGAUGAUGCUGUAUGUAUGUACUGUCUCGCACUGAAGUGGAUCGGCCUGGGACUAUCAUCAUGCUAUCCUACUAGAUCCGGUCAGAGUCGCUCUAUAUCCGCCACGAGUGUCCGUAGAUACCGAUGUUUGACACACCGGAAUAGGCAGCGAGUGAGUGACGUGAGAGAGACAUGGAAGGUUGAGACUCAAGGGUAUGUGGCGGAGAUGAGGAUGUUACUGGUAUCUUGUGAGGUUAAUAUGUGCGGUACAUUUAGUAACGAAUAUCGAUCUUGCACUUCGUGCCUUGGAACUGUAGAUGUGUCAUAUGUAUAUAGAUAUAUAUACUCGGAGACAUACCAUCGGCGAGCCGGGACGAAGCCACACCCCUUGAUUGGAGGUACGGCCCCUGUAUGCAGCACAUUGAUGAAACCACGCAGGCAGUGAAAUUCCUCAUCAAAAGGAGAGUACUAGGAAUGCUAUUUACUUGAGUACUUGAGAUGAGCCGCCACACGACGCUCCAUCGAAACAGGAACUGGUUUUUGAUUUGAUUUUACUAGAUAAGUAGUUGGUAGUGAGUACCUUACUUCGCCCUAUAUACAACAUCUAGAGACGAGGC